Archocentrus centrarchus (flier cichlid) is the source of this 3097-nucleotide messenger RNA. RefSeq names its product solute carrier family 9 member 8 (gene slc9a8). Bases 132 to 2099 code for a protein of 655 amino acids. Gene Ontology annotation, biological process: regulation of intracellular pH; potassium ion transmembrane transport; sodium ion transport. The record is from RefSeq and is a predicted model, not a curated record. Gene Ontology annotation, molecular function: potassium:proton antiporter activity; sodium:proton antiporter activity. NCBI's taxonomy places the organism in Eukaryota, Metazoa, Chordata, Actinopteri, Cichliformes, Cichlidae. Gene Ontology annotation, cellular component: membrane. The transcript has 16 exons.
CGGAAGUAAAGCCGUAAUGUCAACAUAAAUGGGAGCAGAAGACUCAACACAGACGGUCUUUUUAAAAAAAAAAAACAAAACAAAAAAACAAUUAUUACAAAACGUAGUUUUCAUGUUUGAAACAAAGUCGGAUGAGAAUGAAAGGCCUUGGUCCUAAAGGCUUGUUACUGUCCUUUUUGCUGUUAAGUUUUUGCGUGUCAGCGCGAGCAGAGACAGAAAACUCAGUGGCACUGCACGAGAGAGAUGACGAUGGAGGAAAUGUCAAACGACAGGAUAAUACUAUAGUCGAAGAAGACCAGACAUUAAAGAAACAUGAAACUAAACAUAAUCUCGAUUCAGAUGAGUUACAGAAGGAUGGACCGUCGGUCAGUAAUGCCAAUGACACCACUGAGGACUACAGCAAUGGCACCCUUCACUCAACAACUACUCUCAAGCCAACUACCCCAGCACCCCCAACAGUCAAGCCCAUUCUGCCAGUGCAGACAGGGGUUAAGGCUCAAGAAGAAGAGCAGUCCAGUGGGAUGACCAUAUUCUUCAGCCUGCUUGUUAUUGGUAUCUGCAUCAUAUUGGUGCACCUGCUUAUCAAGUUCAAGCUGCAUUUUCUCCCAGAGAGUGUGGCUGUUGUGUCCUUAGGGAUUCUAAUGGGAGGCUUCAUUAAGAUCAUUGAGUUUCAGGAACUGGCCAACUGGAAGGAAGAGGAAAUGUUCCGACCCAACAUGUUCUUCCUUUUGCUUCUGCCGCCAAUCAUCUUUGAAUCUGGAUACUCUUUACAUAAGGGUAACUUCUUCCAGAACAUUGGCUCCAUUACCCUCUUUGCUGUGAUUGGCACAGCUAUCUCUGCCUUCAUAGUUGGAGGGGGGAUCUACUUCCUUGGCCAGGCUGAUGUUAUCUAUAAGAUGACCAUGACUGAUAGCUUUGCCUUUGGCUCGCUGAUCUCAGCUGUGGACCCUGUAGCUACCAUCGCCAUAUUUAAUGCUCUCAAUGUGGACCCAGUCCUCAAUAUGCUGGUGUUUGGUGAAAGCAUUCUCAACGAUGCUGUCUCCAUUGUCCUCACCAACACAGCAGAGGGUUUCUUUUCCCGCUCAGACAACUCCAUGGUAACGGGCUGGGAGACUUUUUUACAAGCUCUGGGUUAUUUCCUUAAUAUGUUUUUUGGUUCUGCUGCACUGGGGACCCUCACUGGACUCAUCUCAGCUCUUUUUCUGAAACACUUUGACCUGAGGAAGACGCCGUCACUGGAGUUUGGGAUGAUGAUAAUCUUUGCAUACCUUCCCUAUGGACUGGCAGAGGGAAUCAAAUUGUCUGGAAUAAUGUCUAUCCUGUUUGCGGGAAUUGUGAUGUCUCACUACACACAUCACAACCUGUCUCCCGUCACCCAGAUCCUUAUGCAGCAGACAUUGCGCACAGUGGCCUUUAUGUGUGAGACGUGUGUAUUUGCCUUCCUCGGUCUCUCCAUCUUCAGCUUCCCUCAUAAAUUUGAAAUAUCUUUUGUAAUCUGGUGCAUAGUCCUGGUUCUUCUUGGCCGUGCUGUGAAUAUCUUCCCCCUGUCAUUCCUGCUGAACUUUUUCAGGGACCACAAGAUCACACCCAAAAUGAUGUUCAUCAUGUGGUUUAGUGGUUUGCGAGGUGCUAUUCCCUAUGCUCUGAGCCUUCAUUUGGGCUUGGAACCCAUUGAGAAGCGUCAGCUAAUCGGCACCACGACCAUCAUCAUUGUACUCUUUACCAUACUCUUCCUCGGGGGUGGGACCAUGCCGCUCAUCCGCCUCAUGGACAUUGAGGACAGCCAGUCACGGCGCAAAAACAAGAAAGACGUCAACCUCAGCAAGACACAGAAGAUGGGUAAUACCAUUGAGUCAGAGCACCUAUCAGAACUGACAGAGGAGGAGUAUGAGGCUCAGAUCUACCAGAGGCAAGAUCUAAAGGGCUUCAUGUGGUUGGAUGCUAAGUACCUUAACCCCUUCUUCACUCGCAGGCUUACACAGGAGGACCUGUUACAUGGCCGGAUCCAGAUGAAGACACUUACCAACAAGUGGUACGAAGAAGUUCGCCAAGGACCGUCAGGCUCUGAGGACGAUGAGGACGAAGCUGAACUUCUAUGAGCACUUUCAGUUUAUUUGAAGACAAUUUAUGGGUGUUGUGUGUCCUGGGCUGUGGUUGUGUAUCCAUCUGCGAAGAUGAGCACUCUUUUCGGUGUCAGUCAGUACAUUGUCUUUCUUUAUCUGUCACUAAGGUUAUAAGCCAAUGCGCACUAUGGAUUCCUGCACAGGAAUGUUUUCCUGUGUGUUUCUUUUAUGAACAUUUCAGUCCGAAGCGAUAACAGCAGUGAAACUGUGAUGGAAAUGUUCUGUUCUAAAGCACCUUAUCUCUUCCUAUUUGUAUGUCUCAUUGCUAUUUGGCACUAGCUUUGUUGAAAAUACACUGGACAUUUUAAUGUUUGUGAGGGGAAGGAUACAACACAAUGCUGCUGCAGGCUCAAUUUAUAUACUGCCAGAGGUUUGAAUAGUUACUGAACUAGAUUUAAUUCUCUCCGUGUCUCCAUAUUUAUGUGCAUUAAUUAUUCUGAGUAAAUUUAAUAAAACACAUAUAUUCAUACAUAUGUAAUAAAGAUAAAAUAGAAGUUACAAAUGAGCUUGUAUUAUACUCCAAAACUGCUAGGAAACAAAGAGAAAUGCAGGAGAGAGUUAAAACUAGUGUAAUGUGUUGGGUAAAGCUAAUCAUUAAAAGCCAGGUUACAAAAGCGUGACUGUGGUCUGAAAAACUGCAAACUGCUUUCAUUUCCAAGUGCCGUUCCACUUUAAAAAAAAAGAAAAGAAAGAACUUCCAUGUGUUUAUACUGAUUUGCUGGUAAGAUUCUUGUCACUAUACUGUCAAUGAAGUGGACCUUGAAAUGUUACUUAUUCAUGAAGUAUUUCUUUUAAUGAUGGGUGCCAAUGAAUGUGGGAUAACUGGCGAGGUCUUAUUUUUAGGGGUUAUUUUGUAUUUAUUUGAAGAAUAUUUAUGCUUGUUUGUGGAUAAUGGCUUUUAUACAAGCUCUGUAUGUACCACAAGAUGAUUAAAAAAGUAUCUAUAUCUAUAAUAAAUUGUAUUGAUAAUUGAA